Molecule: messenger RNA, 5082 nt
Organism: Paralichthys olivaceus (Japanese flounder)
Lineage: Eukaryota; Metazoa; Chordata; Actinopteri; Pleuronectiformes; Paralichthyidae
Product: probable phospholipid-transporting ATPase IIA
Biological process (GO): endocytosis; retrograde vesicle-mediated transport, Golgi to endoplasmic reticulum; phospholipid translocation
Cellular component (GO): endosome; trans-Golgi network; plasma membrane
Molecular function (GO): ATP binding; magnesium ion binding; ATP hydrolysis activity
Source: RefSeq, a predicted model, not a curated record
ACAGGUUCGCUCUGUCUGUCCCCGUCCUGAGUGACUGACAGCUGGGGGAGCCUCCGCCCAGAACCGCCGCCGCCGCCGCCGCCUCCACCAGCGCGUCUGUCCGGGGCUGCCAGCCGAGUCCAGCCGCCACCGAGGCUGCAGACAUGACCGACAACAUCCCGCUCCAGCCCGUGAGACGACCGAAGAGACACGACGGCAAACACAGUAAUGGGUGCUGCCCGUGGUCGAGGUGCUGUGGCAUGGGGGACUUCCGUCCCCGCACCGUUUGGCUUGGCCACCCAGAAAAGAGGGAGCAGAGGUACCCCAGGAAUGUCAUUAACAACCAGAAGUACAACUUCUUCACCUUCCUGCCUGCGGUGCUGUACAAUGAGUACAAAUACUUCUUCAACUUGUACUUUUUGCUUCUGGCUUGCUCUCAAUUCAUUGAAGCGCUACGCUUGGGGGCCCUCUACACCUACUGGGUCCCUUUGGGUCUUGUGCUGAUUGUCACCAUCAUGAGAGAGGCAGUUGAAGAAAUAAGAUGCUAUCUUCGAGACAAAGAAGUGAACUCUCAGAUUUACAGCAAGCUCUCAACAAGAGGUACAGUGAAGGUUAAAAGCAGUGGAAUUCAAGUGGGAGACCUUAUAAUCGUGGAGAAGAACCAGCGUGUUCCUGCUGACAUGAUCUUUUUAAGGACCUCUGAAAGAAAUGGCUCCUGUUUCCUGCGGACUGACCAACUGGACGGAGAGACGGAUUGGAAACUACGCCUCCCAGUGGCCUGCACGCAGAGACUGCCAACUGCUGCUGACCUUCUCCAAAUCAGAUCAUACGUUUACGCCGAAGAGCCGAAUAUUGACAUCCAUAACUUCAUCGGAACUUUUACCAGGGAAGAUGGAGAUCCCCCAGUCAACGAAAGUCUCAGCAUUGAGAACACCCUGUGGGCCAGCACCGUUGUUGCCUCUGGCACGGUGGUGGGGGUUGUGAUUUACACAGGAAAAGAGCUGCGCAGUGUCAUGAACACCUCCAACCCAAGGCACAAGGUGGGUUUGUUUGACCUGGAGGUGAACUGUUUGACUAAGAUUCUGUUCGUGGCCCUGGUUGUGGUGUCACUGGUCAUGGUAGCCCUCCAGCACUUCGCCGGCCGUUGGUACCUCCAGAUAUUUCGCUUCCUGCUGCUCUUCUCUCACAUUGUGCCCAUCAGCUUGCGUGUCAAUCUGGAUAUGGGAAAGAUGGUUUUCAGUUGGAUGAUUAAGAAAGACUCCAAGAUCCCUGGGACGUUGGUGAGGGCGAGCACCAUACCUGAGCAGCUCGGACGCAUCUCCUACCUGCUGACUGACAAAACAGGGACUCUCACCCAAAAUGAAAUGGUGUUCCGGCGGCUCCACCUUGGAACUGUGGCCUACGGGAUGGACUCAAUGGAUGAAGUACAGAGUCACGUGUUUACCGCCUACACACAGUCCGCCCAUGACCUUCCAGCCUCCUGGGCUCCGGCAGCCACUAAGGUCCGCAAGACCAUCAGCAGCAGAGUUCAUGAGGCUGUAAAGGCCAUCGCCCUGGUGCACAACGUGACACCAGUGUACGAGUCCAACGGGGUGACGGACCAGGCCGAGGCUGAGCAGCAUUAUGAAGACACGUGCAGAGUCUACCAGGCGUCCAGCCCCGAUGAGGUGUCGCUGGUGCAGUGGACUGAGAGCGUCGGGCUCACGCUUGUGGGACGAGACCAGUCCUCCAUGCAGCUGCGGACCCCUACUGGCCAAAUCCUGAACUUCACCAUCCUGCAGAUAUUCCCCUUCACGUAUGAGAGCAAGAGGAUGGGCAUCAUCGUGCGAGAUGAAUCAACAGGGGAGAUCACGUUCUAUAUGAAGGGUGCUGAUGUGGUGAUGGCAGGCAUCGUCCAGUACAACGACUGGCUGGAGGAGGAGUGCGGAAACAUGGCGAGGGAAGGUCUGAGGGUCCUUGUGGUCUCCAAGAAAUCCCUGACUGAGGAGCAGUAUCAGGAUUUCGAGGCGCGGUAUGUCCAGGCCAAGCUCAGUGUCCAUGACCGCUCUCUGAAGGUGGCCACGGUGAUUGAGAGUCUGGAGAUGGAGAUGGAGCUGCUGUGUCUGACGGGGGUAGAGGACCAGCUCCAGGCCGACGUCAGGCCCACCCUGGAGAUCCUGCGCAAUGCAGGCAUUAAGGUGUGGAUGCUGACAGGGGACAAGCUUGAAACUGCCACGUGCACCGCGAAGAAUGCCCAUCUGAUCACCCGCAACCAGGACAUCCACAUCUUCAGACCCGUGACAACACGAGGGGAAGCCCACCUGGAGCUCAACGCUUUCAGGAGAAAACACGACUGCGCUCUGGUGAUAUCAGGGGACUCGCUUGAGGUUUGUUUGAAGUACUAUGAGUAUGAGUUCAUGGAGCUUGCGUGCCAGUGUCCCGCUGUGGUUUGCUGCCGAUGUACACCCACUCAGAAGGCACAGAUCGUGCGGCUGCUGCAGGAGCGCACAAACAAGCUCACCUGCGCUGUCGGGGACGGAGGAAACGAUGUCAGCAUGAUCCAGGAAGCCGACUGUGGCGUGGGAGUGGAGGGAAAAGAAGGAAAGCAGGCCUCCUUGGCUGCCGACUUCUCCGUGACUCAGUUCAAACACUUGGGUCGUCUGCUCAUGGUGCACGGUCGGAACAGCUACAAAAGGUCCGCAGCCCUCAGCCAGUUUGUCAUCCACAGGAGUCUGUGCAUCAGCACCAUGCAGGCUGUUUUCUCCUCUGUUUUCUACUUUGCCUCGGUCCCUCUCUACCAAGGAUUUCUGAUUAUCGGCUACUCCACCAUCUACACCAUGUUCCCCGUCUUCUCCCUGGUGUUGGACAAGGACGUUGAAUCAGAGGUUGCCAUGUUGUACCCGGAGUUAUACAAAGAUCUCUUGAAGGGUCGACCUCUGUCUUUCAAGACAUUUCUAAUAUGGGUCCUCAUAAGUAUCUAUCAAGGGAGCAUCAUCAUGUACGGGGCGCUGCUGCUCUUCGAGUCAGAGUUCGUCCAUAUCGUGGCCAUUUCCUUCACCUCCCUGAUCCUGACGGAGCUGCUGAUGGUCGCCCUGACCAUUCAGACGUGGCACUGGCUCAUGAUCGUCGGCGAGCUCCUGAGCUUGGCCUGUUAUGUGGCCUCGCUCGUCUUCCUGCACGACUUCAUCGACAUCUACUUCAUCGCCACCGUGUCGUUCCUGUGGAAGGUGACCGUCAUCACGCUCGUGAGCUGCCUGCCCCUGUACAUCCUCAAGUACCUGCGGAGACGCUUCUCCCCGCCCAGCUACUCCAAACUGACCACUUAAAGAGCGCGAGCAGCCGCGGGCCUCGUUCAAACACAGGUGGCCCCACCCCACCCCACCCCCGCCUGCACGUACGACCAGAGAAUCGAACAUGGAUUCAUCCCCUCUAAUUUCUUCUGAAAAAGUUCUCCUCGGAGAUGUGACGGACGGACAGAGCUUUUUUCUUCAGGGGCAGGUUGUUUCUCGAGUUUGUGUUAACAAGCAGUGUUACUUGCUUCAUGUGUCCGAUGCAAAGAUUAACUGACGGCUGCUUGUUUUGAUUAUGUGUUAGUCUGAAAAGCUGCAGACGUAAAAAAAAAAAAUUAAAAAAAAUUCGAUGUAAUGAAACAGAUUGAGACUCCGAAUGAGGGAAGUAAAUUAUGUGGGUCGAGUUUGUUUCACAUCGGAGAGAAGUGGAAAAGUCUCACUCAGUUUGUUUCGAUGUGUCAUCUGGGCUGGAAGAUAAUUCUCUCUAAUUUCUAGUUGCACCUAAAUAGUAAAGUCGUUUUUAUUAUUAGACUCUGAAAGUGACGUCUGGUUCUCACUCAGGACCUGAUUCACCGUCUCCUUAAAGAGGGCUUUGAUAAAUUACACGGUAAAAAAAAGUUUACUGGCUAGACUUUGCAUAAAACACACGUCUGCAAGUUUGUGUGUUUGUUUAUGCGUCACCCCGAUGCUGCAGCCCGACGCGGCGGAGGAGGUGCGGCUGUUUAUUUUCGAGUGACCUGUGGUGUCUGAUGUUAAAUCUGUCUUUGUGUUUCUGCACGGGCUCCGGAGUUUGUCGUGUUUGUGAAGCGCGGUCAAAACAGCCACGGAGGAGCGUCGGGGUUAUUUGCAGCCGAGCCUCCGGGAGCGGGGCCCCCGGGGCGGCUGUGCGCCCGCAGAGGAAUUUGCCGCCUCUCAUGUGGCCGCUCCGCACCGGCCACGCUUCAGCAUUGCAUGAUGACUCACUGUAACGGUGACCUAAAGCCAUAACUGAAAAUACCCCUGUGACCAUUGUCCAGCUGCCCCCCCCGCCCCUCCCUCUUCUCCUCCUUCAUGUCGUCCAAUGUCCCCGAUGUCCUCACUGAUACUAACCUUCACAGUUCAGCUGUGAAAUAAAAACGCGGAUCAAAUGGAGACUAACAACGUGAUUUUGUUAUUUAUUCCGACUGCACAUUGAGAAGAAACCGAACGGUUCGUUACGUCGGUAUUUUCACUCGUCACGUUUCCUUUCACUGUAAAUAAUGAGCGGCUCGUCCGAUCACAUGACCACGUGCUCCUUCAGGUCAAAGUUCAAAACGAAUCUCAUCGUUCUUCAGACAGAAAAUCGAACUUUUAAUCACCACUUUGUUUGUUUGCACAGGAUUUUGACUGAUUUAUUUUUUAUGUUACGUGAUAGAAAUGACAAAUAACACGAUUGCUUGUACAUAACCAUUUUUUUUAUUUAUUAACCUGUUUUAUUUAAUGCUGUCGAUUCCACUGAAUGAAAAAAAGGGAGAAUUGUGUUGAUGUCAAUGUUGUGAUGACGAUUAAUAAAUCUCAUGUUUUCUUUUCUCACUGCAGUUUUUCUUCUUCUGUGGUUUCAUGUCAGUUUUUUGUCCAACAUAUUGUCAGAAACUGUUUUUCUGUCCGAUUGUCAGUGAGAUUACUCAAAAACUCCACGAAACCUGGUGGAAGGAUGUGACACGACAUUGGACCAAGAAAGAAUUCAUUAGGUUUCGACACAGAUUCGGACGAAGGAGGUAGAUUUUAUUUCAGUUUUUAUUUUCGUUUUGUCAGAAUCAGGUCAUUGCAGGUUUUGUUCUCUUUAGGAUUUUUUUUUUUUUUUUGACAAUGAAAU